Phaeoacremonium minimum UCRPA7 is the source of this 864-nucleotide messenger RNA. RefSeq lists its product as hypothetical. The coding region runs from base 1 to 864 and encodes 287 amino acids. The transcript is spliced from 2 exons. Gene Ontology annotation, biological process: protein histidyl modification to diphthamide. NCBI's taxonomy places the organism in Eukaryota, Fungi, Ascomycota, Sordariomycetes, Togniniales, Togniniaceae. The record is from RefSeq and is a predicted model, not a curated record. Gene Ontology annotation, molecular function: diphthine synthase activity.
AUGCUCUAUCUCGUAGGCCUCGGUCUGUCCGAUGAGACGGACAUCACCGUCAAGGGUCUCGAGGUUGUCAAGAAAGCUUCAAGGGUCUACCUCGAAGCCUACACCAGCAUCCUCCUAGUAGACCAGUCCGUCCUGGAGAACUAUUAUGGGCGAUCAAUCGUAGUUGCCGACCGCGAGAUGGUCGAGUCGAACAGCGACGAGAUCCUCCGCGACGCCCAGACCGAGGAUGUAGCCUUCCUCGUCGUCGGCGACCCCUUCGGCGCCACCACCCACACCGACCUUGUCCUGCGGGCGCGCGAGCUCAAGAUCCCUGUACGAACCGUACCCAAUGCCUCCAUCAUGAGCGGAAUCGGCGCCGCGGGCCUGCAGCUGUAUAAUUUUGGACAGACGGUCAGCAUGGUCUUCUUCCUGGACAACUGGCGCCCGAGCUCGUUCUACGACCGCAUCAAGGAGAAUCGAACCAUUGGCCUGCACACUCUGGUGCUGCUUGACAUCAAGGUCAAGGAGCAGAGCUUAGAGAACAUGGCGCGUGGUAGGAGGAUAUACGAGCCGCCGAGGUACAUGACUGUGGGUCAGUGUGCCAGCCAGAUGCUGGAAAUUGAGGAAGAGAGGCAAGAAGGCGUGUAUGGGCCAGACAGUCUAGCCAUUGGAGCGGCGAGAGUUGGAGGCAAGACGGAAAAGUUCGUAUCAGGAACGCUGAAAGAGCUUUGUGACCAGGACGAAGAGCUUGGGGCUCCGUUGCAUAGUCUGGUUCUCCUUGGUCGCAGGACACAUGAGCUGGAGCAUGAAUACGUCAGGGAGUUUGCGGUAAAUAAGGAGACAUGGGAUAGGAUAUGGAAAGCAGACUACGAGGGCAAGCAAUAA